This is a messenger RNA of Malus domestica (apple), 591 nucleotides long. Lineage: Eukaryota; Viridiplantae; Streptophyta; Magnoliopsida; Rosales; Rosaceae. The record is from RefSeq and is a predicted model, not a curated record.
AUGAUCUUUAUUUGUCGCCAUCUUGACGAGGGACUAAAGAGCAAGUACUUAGCGGUUGAAGAUCCGUUAGCCCUCUGGAAGCUUUGUGGGGAUACUAUUACUGAGGAAGAUUUGCUGGAAAAGACUUUCAGCACAUUUCAUGCCUCUAACGUGCUCCUGCAACAGCAGUAUAGAGCACGAGGCUUCACUGAAUACAACCAGCUGAUAUAUGUGCUCUUGGUAGCUGAACAAAACAAUAAGCUCUUGGUGAAAAAUCAUCAGUCCCGACCUACUGGAUCUGCACCAUUCCCAAAAGUGAAUGCUGUUUCCCUCGAAGUGAACACCACAUCAUUUGGUGGUGAUAAUCGUAAACGAGGACAUGGUCACAAGCAAGGUCGGUGGAAUAGAAAAGGUAAGAACCAUGGUGGUCAGUUUCACAUCCAGGUUCCAAUGCAUAAUUCAGAGGAAGAGGCAGAGGCGAGGAAGAGGCAGAUGAGAGGACGAGAUGAAGAGGUAGAUGGGAGGACGAAGCGGAAGAGGCAGAUUUUGCAGGAUCUGGGUUUGAAAUGGGUUGUGGGACGCGAGGAAGAGACAGAUGGGAGGACAAAAUGA